This is a messenger RNA of Corticium candelabrum, 2511 nucleotides long. Its product is annotated as malignant fibrous histiocytoma-amplified sequence 1 homolog. Gene Ontology annotation, molecular function: GTP binding. Gene Ontology annotation, biological process: signal transduction. The transcript has 6 exons. The record is from RefSeq and is a predicted model, not a curated record. Lineage: Eukaryota; Metazoa; Porifera; Homoscleromorpha; Homosclerophorida; Plakinidae. Bases 1 to 2511 code for a protein of 836 amino acids.
AUGUCACGUGAUAUCGUCUUGAGCUACGAGUCGCAUGAUCUCAUGGCGUUGCCACACGUUGAGGCGCGACAGUUGGAAAUGUUUUUACCGAAAGUUAACGAGCACAACAGGUUGGAAUUGGAUCUUCUAGAUGCACACUUGUUUGCAUUUCCUGAAGAAAUAUGUGAGACGAGCGGACUGGAGGUAUUGAAACUUUGUACAGACCACAUACACUCUAUACCCGAAGGCAUUGCCAAACUGAGGAAACUAGAAGAAAUUCAUUUGCAUACAAGUGAUUACCACAAUUCCAGAACUUCCUACUUCUCACGGCGGCUUCCAGCCAUUGGUGUCCAGGAGGUCCCAACUGUUGUUUCUCUUCUUCCAUGUCUCAAGGUUUUGUCUGUGUGUGGUAACCGUGGCAAUCCAUUGCUGUUUGAUGAGCUAAUGUCAUGUCAACUGCCCAGUACUCUUGUGGAAGUGGAAAUGGUGGCAUGUGGUUUGGCACAAGCAACUUUGUCUAUGAUCUGCAACAAUGUGAAACUGUGCAAAGUGAAUUUAGCACACAACUAUCUGCAGUCUUUCAAAUAUUGCAACACAGAGAUGAUAAGAGAGGCAACAGUCUUGAAUGAUCUAGAAGAGCUGAAUUUGCUAUAUUUGGCCAAAUGUGCUUAUUUGAUGUCAUAUGGGGAAGAUGUGAGAGAAGUUUUGUACAGUUUGGGAGCUGGGAUGGCAAAGCAAAGGCUAAUUUUGGAGGGAAGCGUGAGUAGUCGAGGGGAGUAUUGUGAAGUCAAAAUUGAGCAAGUCGACAUAUCAGGAACUUCAGUCACUCAUCUUCCUAAGGAAUUUGUCUUUAGCUCCAGACUUAAGGAAUUGUUCGUUGAUGGAUGCCCAUUAGUGUUUCCACCCAUUGAAGUGUGCAAGCAAGGCAUUCGUGUUAUAAGAGAAUAUUUCCGUGAGCUGGAUAAGGUGGGUGGAGUGCGACGUGGCAGAAUAAAGAUUCUAGUGAUGGGAACUACAAUGGCAGGAAAAACAAGCUUCGUUAAAGCACUGGAGAGUGGUAAACCAUUUCUGGCAGAACCCGAUGAGAGAACUAUAGGGAUAGUAGAAAAAGUGAUGAAGCUGGAUGAUAAAAUAGAAUGCAAACUCCUUGACAGUGGUGGCCAUAGAGCGUACAUGCUAACUAACCAGCUGUUCAUCAGUGACAAUUCAUUGGUAUUGAUUGUUGUUGACAGCAAUCAGUAUAAGUUUACUGAACAAUGUUUUCGACAAAAUAUUGCAGAUUUCCUGCAAGUUGUGUAUGACAGAAACAGCAGAGCUCACAUUGCUAUUGUUGUGAGUAAAGUUGAUCUGAUGGUCGACACGUCAAGAGAAGAAAUGAGUAGAAAGUGGAGUGAACAUCUGCACACUCGUCUACGUCAAUUCUUGAAGAUCAGACAAGCUGAGAUUGAUCGAAUGAAACGAAUCAUUGCAACUGGUGGUUCUCCAAAGAACAAAUACGUAUCAGAACGUCUUCACUUUUUCGACUUUCAGCGAAUAACUGUUGAAGAAAAUGUGCUAUUGACGAGUGCAGCUACACACGAGGGUGUUGUGAGUGUGAAGGUUCAUCUAAGAGAACUGUGUGGUAAUGAAAGGCUGAUGCCUUCACUGCACACAGAGCUGCCGUCAUCAUGGGUAACUGUAGAAGACAAGUUGAUUACACGACAAGCUGACACGUCUGUCCCCAUUCUAGAUGUCUCUUAUGCAAUGCGACUGUGUGUAGAGCACGGACUGACAGAAGAAAGCUGUCGUGAGUUGCUAAACUACCUGAACCAGGUAGGAAGCAUUCUGUAUUACUCUCAUGACCCGACUUUAGCAGAAGUUCUCUUUCCUGUACCACCAUUUGUGGUCACUUUACUUAAGGCUGUUUUCAGACAUGAUCACGACUCUUUAGAAUAUGAUGAUCGGUUUAUUGGGGUAGAUAUAGGUCGUCAGAAGUUUAAGGAGAUGAAAAGUGAUCUUGUUUUUAAUGGCAUUGCUAGGAUAUCUAUGCUGCUGGCACUGUGGAGUGAGUUCGAUCUUACUGCAGAUCGUCAUGUUGACGUGUUUAUGAAGCUUUUUCUUGCUCUCGACUUUGGUUAUCUAACUGGCUCAUCAGAUGAUGUAGUUCAGGAACUGGCACACGCUCUGGGAAGACGUCAGAUCACUUUAACUCCGCCAAGUAGCACCAACCCGACAUCAGAUUCGUCUGGUCACACAAUAGAACAAAAUCGUCAUCAAGAGCAAACAGACAGUUGCCAAGUGAUUUCUAAGCUAAAACAACAUAAUGUUGGUUUGUUGUUGCCAUGGUUACUCAAUGAUGAGAAACCAGAGUAUGUUAGUGACCUUUGGCCUCUAGAUAUACCACAAAGAGUCAUACAAGUUGCAGUGGAAUACUCAUUUGCAUAUGAACGUCCAUUGGGUUUGUUUGAACGACUGUCUGCUCGUUGCCAUCGUCACUCCAAUUUUAUUCGUCACUGGAGCAGUGGACUGCUGAUGCGUUAUGGUGCAUGGUAG